Messenger RNA from Caenorhabditis bovis, 1902 nucleotides. Lineage: Eukaryota; Metazoa; Nematoda; Chromadorea; Rhabditida; Rhabditidae. The record is from the annotation of a GenBank genome assembly.
AUGUGGAAUCCCGAUGUUGAACACUUAUUCUCAAUGUGCGAUUCGGAAUCGAAGGGCUAUUUGACAGUUGAAGAUUUGAAACGAAUUUGUCCGCAGCUGGACGACAAUGAUAUUUCAUUCAUUUUCAAUCAAUUGGAUGCCGAUGGUUCAGGAAGAAUCGAGAAAAUGGAAUUUUGCAAAGGUUUUGAAGCAGCCGUCAGCAAGGGAGAAAAUAAUGUUCACUUUGACGAUUUGCCACCACCACAAAGAAACGAACAAGUGUUUGAUAGUGAAGGGGAAUCUACCAAAAGGCCAUAUUUAUUAAAUUUGGAAGAAGAAGUCUAUAAUUCGGAAUCGGAUACCAAUGUGAAUAUCGACUUCAGUGUUCCAUGCCAAGAGGAAGUUUUAAUGCUUUAUGAGCAGCUCCAAUCCACAGGAAUGCCGCAGUUGUUGCGCAAAUUUGAGAAGAUUGUUGGAUCAUUUUGCAAUGAAAUAAAAGAGCGAAAAAAUGAAAAUGAAAGGCUUCAUCAUAUUUAUACAAACGAACGGGAUAUGUAUAACCGACGGCUUGAAGAAGUCGAAAGUGAAAUUGAUCAGCAGCUGGAAAUAGUGGAAAUGAAAGCAAGACAGGAGGAACGUGAGAGAUUAACUAAGGAGAAGGAAGAAAUGAGAAAUCAGUUGACCGAAGAGAUGAAGGAGAUGCGAGCUAAUAUUGAGCGUUUGCAAAAGAUGGAGCACGUUCUUGAGAAAGAAAAUGAGAAAUUGAGUUUGCAGAAGAAGCUUAACGAAAAGCUUAGAGAAGUUAGCGAGGAAAACUCGGAUCUUCGCAAGAACCUUGCUGAGAACCAUUUGGAGCUGGCUUUGAUUAAAAGCGAGCUGGCACAGAUAAGAGCCGAAUAUGAUUAUAAGAAUGAUGAGUUGUUGGCAAGAAAAGGACAAAUUCAUAGUGCUGAAGAAGAAAGUGAAACAAUGCAGAAGCAAUUGCAGCUGUUAUUCGAUGCUAAUAGAAAACUUCAUGAGACAAAUGAAAGCCUCCGAAAUGCAUUGGACAAUCGUGCUUCAGUUAUUAGGGAGUUCAAUCUACGUACUCCAUCUCCGGGAUUAGUGAGCUCAAACAGAAAUUCGAUGGAAAAUUUUCAAUCAGUUAAUUCUGCAUUUUCAUCGCCAUCAAAAAUGUUUCAUCCAGUGGCUCUGCAUGCGAUUUCUUUGGAUGAUAGUACACCUGAGACAUCAAUAAUGCUUGAUGACAGUUCGUCAUUAAACGAUACUAAGCUGAGCCCUAUUGAUGAUUUAAUUGGUAUUCAUGAAGCCAACGGACCAGCGGAGCGAACAUUUCGUAUUGUUAUGUGUGGGGAUGCCGCUGUUGGAAAAAGCAGUUUUGUAAUGAGAGUGAUUCGCCGGCAGUUUAGUAAUCAGCUCCCAAGCACACUUGGAGUCGAUUUUCAUGUGAAAACCGUCAAUGUUGACGGGCACAAUGUUGCAUUGCAAUUAUGGGAUACGGCGGGACAGGAAAGAUUCCGCUCGCUUUGUAAAUCAUAUUUUCGGCGCGCUGAUGGCGCCAUUCUUGUGUAUGAUGUCACGUCGGAGCACUCAUUUUUGCGCGUUCGCGAUUGGAUUGAUACGAUCAAAGAAUCGGUGGAGCGCUGCAUUCCCAUCAUAUUAGUUGGGAACAAAAUCGAUUUGCGGGUUGCCGAAUUGGGCGCGGUGACGAAAUCGGACGGCGCUUCGAUGGCGGCGGCAAUGGGUGUUCUUUUUAUGGAAACUAGUGCGCUGGAUGGCAGCAAUAUUGAUAACACCAUGCUGGCUUUGACGAGAGAGUUGAUGGCGGUUGAAGAUGUGGAAAUUCGUUCAACUGGCGUUGUUUUGUCGCAACGCGAAAAGAAUAAACAGACGGGAUGUUUCUCAAAGUGCCGCGGCUCUUAA